AGCGGGCAGCGGGAAUGCCGGGCGGCGUGGGGGCGGGGCCUCACGUCGGGUACAGUCAUCCCAAGCCUCUGCGGCGGGAUUGUGAUGGCCGGAGAGAUGACGAUCUUAGGAUCAGCUGUUUUGACUCUUCUCUUGGCUGGCUAUUUAGCACAACAGUAUUUACCUUUGCCUACUCCUAAAGUGAUUGGUAUUGACCUUGGCACCACCUAUUGUUCCGUUGGGGUGUUUUUUCCUGGUACAGGAAAAGUAAAGGUGAUUCCAGAUGAAAAUGGGCAUAUCAGCUUACCCAGCAUGGUAUCUUUUACUGACGAUGACGUGUAUGUGGGAUAUGAAAGCUUGGAGCUGGCAGAUUCAAAUCCUCAAAACACAAUAUAUGAUGCCAAAAGAUUCAUAGGCAAGAUUUUUACCCCAGAGGAGCUGGAGGCUGAAAUUGGCAGAUACCCUUUUAAGGUUUUAAACAAAAAUGGAAUGGUUGAGUUUUCUGUGACAAGUAAUGAGACCAUCACCGUUUCCCCAGAAUAUGUUGGCUCUCGACUGUUGUUGAAGUUAAAGGAAAUGGCAGAAGAAUAUCUUGGAAUGCCAGUUGCCAAUGCUGUCAUUUCUGUACCAGCGGAAUUUGAUCUAAAACAGAGAAAUUCAACAAUCGAAGCUGCUAACCUUGCAGGAUUGAAGAUCUUGAGGGUAAUAAAUGAACCUACAGCAGCAGCUAUGGCCUACGGUCUCCACAAGGCUGAUGUCUUCCAUGUCUUGGUGAUAGACUUGGGUGGAGGGACUCUAGAUGUGUCAUUACUAAAUAAGCAAGGAGGGAUGUUUCUAACCCGAGCAAUGUCCGGAAACAAUAAACUUGGAGGGCAGGACUUCAAUCAGAGAUUGCUUCAAUACGUGUAUAAACAGAUCUAUCAAGCAUAUGGCUUCUUCCCCUCUAGGAAAGAGGAAAUCCACAGAUUAAGACAAGCUGUGGAAAUGGUCAAAUUAAAUCUGACUCUUCAUCAGUCUGCUAACUUGUCAGUAUUACUAACAGUAGAGGAGAAGGAUAAGGAACCUCGGAGUAGUGACACUGAACUGUCAAAGGACACGCUUUCCUCUGCAGAUGGCCACCGUGUGAACAGUGGAUUUGGACCUGGUCUUUUUGAAAAGAAAACUGGAGCACGUCAAGUUUUAUUUGAAACAGAAAUAUCACGGAAGCUCUUUGAUACCCUUAAUGAAGAUCUCUUCCAGAAGAUACUCGUACCCAUUCAGCAAGUGUUAAAAGAAGGCCACCUGGAAAAGACUGAGAUAGAUGAGGUGGUUUUAGUUGGCGGUUCUACUCGUAUUCCUCGAAUCCGCCAGGUCAUUCAAGAGUUCUUUGGAAAGGAUCCCAAUACAUCUGUAGACCCUGACUUAGCAGUGGUAACGGGAGUGGCGAUCCAAGCAGGGAUUGAUGGAGGCUCUUGGCCUCUCCAAGUGAGUGCUUUAGAAAUUCCCAAUAAGCAUUUACAAAAAACCAACUUCAACUGAAUUCUGGAGGAAUCAUGAUAAUUUAUGAUCUUAUCUGAUGAUCUUUUCCCUUUAUUAGACUACCUCCUCCAAAAAAGGAAAGUAUCUAAAAUAGCUCACAAAACUUCCCACAUUUAGAUACAGGAAAAUUUUAUAUAGCAUUUUGCUUUAGGAUUAAUUGUGACCAGAUUAAUCCUACUUGAUUUUGGAGAGAUACCAUUGCAACAAAUAUGUCAAAAAUGGGAAAAUUGAGGUAAAACUGUCUUAAAAGAGCAUGAAUAACUGUAUUUCCUGGAUUCUGGAACUAGAUAACCAUAGGCGCUUAACAUUAUAUUCUAUAAACAUUAAAUAGUGCCAAUUAUAAAAUAGUGCCAGUUCUUACUAAAUUGUAUUAGCAGGACCUGGUAAUUUCCUUACUUGGUUAUCAGACGUGACUAUUAAUUUGAACUAUACUUGAAGGACAGUAUUGAUGUCAGGUAUUUACAUUGGCUGGGAGAUAGCCGUAUUAUUAGUAUAAGCUGCAUACAUAAUAUUCAGUAACUGCCGUAUUAUACAGCAUAUUUUACAUUCACAAAUUCACUAUCCUGUUAUCUGUCAUAUUCUCAUAAUCUGCAUUUUCUGUUUUGAAUGUAUUUAGUAGAUCAAUUUUCUUUCUAAAAUAGCCACAGGUUUAUUCAAAUGUUGCAAUACUAGAUAGUAGAAAUACCUAAUUUGUAUUCUAGUUUCUUCAUUUCAUGUAUCAUUCUCUGGCUUUCUAUGAUUCUGUUUUGUUAGAAAAUAAUCAGAAAUUAUUAAUUGCGUUUUUAAAAUGUUUUAUGUCACAUAAAGCCAUUGUUACUAUCUCAUUUUUUGAUACCCAAGACCUUUGCAGACAUUGGUAAAUAGCAUUAAUUACUGUAUUGAUUUUGCAUUUUUGGUCUUUUGUUUAUAGUUUCAGUAAGCCCUGGGGAAUGUAGCAUGCAUUUGAGCUAUCAGAUGUACUUGAUUCAGCUCAACUGAAAUUUUUUCUCAUAUUUAAGUAAGGAAAGUAUGUUCAAUCUGAAAAGCUCUGUUAAUUGUUUUUUAUUGUUAUUUUAAAUAGUCACACUUAGACUAUUUUCAGCCAUCAGGUUAGUGUGCAAUGAGAACAAAAUGUUUGUGAAUACUGGGAGUGAUGCAGAAGGCAUUGUGGAAAGCUUCCGUAAAUCAGCAUUUGAGUUGUGUGUUUGUUUUAUUUUUUUGUUGUUGUUUAUCUCCUAUAAGAAAAGCCACAGGGACCAAGAAAGAAGAUAUAUCAGUUUGAUUUCUGUGAUAUUCAUUUUAUUUGAAGAUAUAUUUCUGUAUGUUUUUCCUUAAUAGAGGAAUGCUUCAUAUUAUUAUCCAUAAAUUAUAUCCUGGUUAACAUUUUUGUUACUAUAAAAUGUGUUUGCUUAAUCCAUUACUGAAUUUUGAAGGAUGUUGAAUUUCCAAUCGCUGAAAAGGAAUCACUAAGCAAAUUUAUUUCAACAUCAAAACUUCUCAGUUUCUUAAUAAAACAAGCUAAAGGUUCUUAUAUUUUGGUCUAAAAAAAAGUGUUUACCAAUGAAAUUGCAGUUAACACACAUUUCAAUCAAAUACUUUUGUGUAGAAAAAAAUGUUUAUAGUAGGUAGGUAGAAAAAUAUAAAGUAUGUUGAUAUGUUUUAUUUUAGAACUAAAGAGGAAAUGCCAAAGAUGAAUCCUUCACUGCAUUUUAAAAAUAUCUCAAGUGUUCUCUUGGACUUUAUAUAAUUUUUAAUAGAUUUUAACACUGAAAAAAUAUUUUUAUGAAGGUCUUCAAGAGAAAAGUUUUCAAUUUAUAUCCACAAGCAGUGUUAGUGUUAACCUAAACUGUUACGAAAUUUUUAAAGACCUUGAAUUUCUCAAAUAUUAACAUAGUUUAAGACAAUCUGUUAAUGAUUUUUAAAGAAAAUAAUUUAUAAAAUAGGAGAGGCAGCUAAUCUCAAGCUAAUUCUCAAAUUGGAAUUUAAAUAAUUUGCAUUUGAAAAAUAGAAUGGCAGUGUUGGAAUUUGGGGGCAAUAGUUUAGCAUAUUCUCUAGUUUAAUUACAUCUUUAAUGAAAUGGAAGGAUGUCUGUUUUCAGUCCUGUUGUAGGUGGUUAUAUAUAGUCUUGAAAUCAAUGUAGUUUAUUUAUUUAAAAGAUAAGAAUGUAUCCUGAAAAGGAUGAUUUAUGACUAACUUAAGUUGUUUUUCAUAAAACAAAUAUAUGUUCGUUGUACAUUUAGCUAGUGUUUUUUGAAGUACAUAACUUUUAAAAUAUUAGGUGUCUUGUGUGAUUAGAACAUGUAAAUGAGUUUAUUUUGUUAGCAGGAAUGUUUUGGUACUAUGUUUUCACUCAAACCACUGACUUAACAGAUACUAUUGUAUGUGUAACGUGUACUAAAUAUUACAGUUACUGUGCAUAACAGAUUGUGCCUCUUAAAUUUGUGAGUAUACAGGUAAUUCAUGUUUUAGUGUAAAUAAAUACCAUUUUGAAGUUUUGUUUUUUAAA
Nycticebus coucang (slow loris) is the source of this 3982-nucleotide messenger RNA. It is a transcript of the gene HSPA13, whose product is annotated as heat shock protein family A (Hsp70) member 13. Lineage: Eukaryota; Metazoa; Chordata; Mammalia; Primates; Lorisidae. Gene Ontology annotation, cellular component: nucleus; cytosol; cytoplasm. The record is from RefSeq and is a predicted model, not a curated record. The transcript has 5 exons. Gene Ontology annotation, molecular function: ATP hydrolysis activity; ATP-dependent protein folding chaperone; misfolded protein binding. Gene Ontology annotation, biological process: protein refolding; vesicle-mediated transport; cellular response to unfolded protein. The coding region runs from base 85 to 1497 and encodes 470 amino acids.